AUGACAUCAGGUGCUAAUGUUAUGUUGAUUACAGGUCCAGAGUGGUACCUGGUGCGUGUGGAGCUGACGGUGACUGAUGUGAACGAUAAUGUUCCUGAAUGGAGGAUGGUGCCCUCUCCAUAUUUGGCCGUGGUUUCCACCAACGCAGAGGCUGGGACUGUGGUCUACACACUGUACGCCGAGGACGGAGAUGAGGGCAACAACGGAGAGGUGGAAUACUUCCUCUCAGACGGUGGAGAUGGCCGGUUUGAGGUGGACAGGAAGAGUGGGCACGUACGAACCACCGGACUGCCCCUUCAGAGGGACCGGGAGUACCUCCUGACCGUGGUGGCGGCGGACCACCUGGGCAGUCGCAGUGUCCCGGUGGUGGUGUCUGUGGUGGCAGGAGAAAGACCUCCUCAGUUCACCAACGCCUCCUUCAUCAUUGCUUUACCAGAAAACACACCAGAGGGACAGACCUUCCUGGUCACACCUGCCGUGUCCUUCCAGAAGAAACCAAUCGUCUACAGCCUCCUUAUCAAUCCCAGCAGUCUGUUCUCCAUUGCCACGGAGACGGGGGAAAUCAGCCUGACCCGCCCUAUUGAUUACGAGAGUGACCAGCACCGCUACUUGCUGUUAGUGCGGGCGAGUGAGGAGCACGAUAGCAUGAGCAGUGCGGCAGAGGUGCGGGUGGUGAUUGUGGACGAGAACGACUGCGUGCCAGAGUUCCUGCAGUCCAUUUACAGCAAAGACGGAGUUCCCGAAACAGUCACCACGGCAACGUCUCUGUUACAAGUUUCGGCCACUGACUGCGACUCUGAACAGAACGCAGAGCUCACGUAUUACACCCUAAGUCCGGACUUCUCCAUAUCUCCGCACGGGACCAUUUUCCCCGCUGGGCCCCUGGACUAUGAGCGGCUCAACCAUCUGUAUGAGUUUGUGGUGAUGGCCAUCGAUAAAGGCGACGUGCCUCGAACAGGAACUACCACAGUCCGGAUCCGCAUGGCUAACGUCAAUGAUGAAGCACCCGAGUUCUCCCAGCACAUAUAUCGGACGUUCGUCUCUGAAGAUGCCGGGCCCAAUACUCUGGUGGCUACAGUGCUGGCGAAGGACCCCGAUGGAGAUGGGAUAACCUACAAGAUCACAAGUGGGAAUGAGGAGGGCAACUUUGUCAUUGACAACCAAAAGGUAUGCCCCGUGCCAGCCUCCCAUCUUCUCCGCAUGGCCUGA
Messenger RNA from Knipowitschia caucasica, 1209 nucleotides. Lineage: Eukaryota; Metazoa; Chordata; Actinopteri; Gobiiformes; Gobiidae. The record is from the annotation of a GenBank genome assembly.